CUAUUUUAAAAUCUUAGCUUAAACCUAAAACGCUAAUCUCAAAUCUCUCUUUCUCUCCGUCUCAAAUUCUUGAUAUAGCUGCUGAAUUCGCAAACCCUAGCUCACUCUCGCUCUCUCGAAUUCGAAAGCUAACUCCUUUGAUUCUCAAUAUCUCGGACUGACUGAUUCUCUUCCCCAGUCACCUCUUUUUCCUUGAAAAAAGUUCCCGCCACCGCCCAAACCGUAACCCUAAUCCGGAAAAGGAUGGAUCUUUUUGAUCGUCGACGCCGCCAUCCGGGGAGACUCCGGGACAGGGAACUCCCUGUUCUUGAUUUCCCCAUCACGCCGGCGAGCUCCACCGCGCCUUCGAGAUGGGGGCGCUAUCGGCAGAUUCUUGACGAUCUCUUUCUUAGCAUCAACGACGAUGGCGGCAAUGCCGCCAACAAGCAGAGGAAAAGAUGUCGCAGAGAGAAAGAACCAGUGGAAAGUAUCAUCAGUGCCUGUCAGAUUCUCGAUGCGGCUGGUCUCCAGGACGGCGAUCAUCUAAACCUCCUCGAUUGGAGCCCUAGCCGCAACCUGGCGAUCGUCCUCGACGACGUCGUGCACUCUCUGAACCCUGGCACCUCCGCUCAUGAGAUCGUCUUCGACUACAUGGGCAGUUCAAUUUCGAGCCUCAGCUGGGCUCCCGACGGCCGCCACCUCGCCGUUGGAAUGCACGAUUCGCUGAUUUACAUAUGGGACGUCGAACGAAAGUGCCCGACGAGGACUUUGAGAAAUGUGCACUGGAGAUCAUCUCGAGUCGGGUCUCUGGCUUGGAAAUGUGACAACAUACUGACCUCAGGAGGCUCAGACGGCAGAGUUGUCAACAGCGAUCCCAGGAUGCCGUCUGCAGCCCACGUUGUUCAAAGCUACCGAGGACACGGGCCCGGCGACAUUUGCGGGCUCAAAUGGUCACCUGAUCACGCAAGCUUCAAGCAACUAGCGAGCGGAGGCAGCGACGGCCUGGUUCAUGUAUGGGAUGCUCGCAAUCAGAAUCAGUGGGCUUUUCGUUUCAAGGUUGCUGCUAGAGAUGCUUCUGUCAGGGCCCUUGACUGGUGCCCUUUCAAGGGUUGCUUGCUGGCCACAGGGGGAGGUGUUGGAGGGGACGGCAAGAGCAACGGAUCGAUCAGGUUCUGGAGCACGCAAACCGGUGCUUGUGUGAGGUCGGUGAAGACCGGCAGCACCCGAGUCUGUGCUCUGAUGUGGAGCAAGAACAGCGAGCAGUUUUUGAGCUCGUGCAGCGGUACCGAUCAGGAUCACAUGACUCUCUGGGACUACCCAUCCUGUGUUAGGACAGGAGAGCUUGUGGGUCACGUCGCCCCAUACUUAGCUUUGAGCCCAGAUGGCACCACGGUUGCAUCGGCUUCAGGGGGCAUCGACUCAACGCUGAGAUUGUGGAACAUUUUCCCCCCAGUUCCCAAGCCCACAGUGCCCUUCAGCGGUUCGUAUCAUGCUCACAUCAGGAUUGUAUCUUACUGAGGGGUUCGUGUGAGUUCAUUUCUGCUCUCAUUAUUACUAUUUCUUGCAAGCUAAUUACUAAUUUGUAGAAGUUGUGAGCAAGUUUCCAGUAUUUGCGGAGGCUCUUGUGUCUGUCGCCUUGAAUUUCCGUCCUCCGUGUUUACUUAUUUUUUUUAAUCAAUUGAGUAUGAUUGUAAAUUUAUAAUGCGACUUAGUGUAAUUGAAAGUUCUUUUUUUAAGGAUGUAAUAAAAAUUCACUUCCGAGUUCCAUGGUUUA
Molecule: messenger RNA, 1753 nt
Organism: Asparagus officinalis (garden asparagus)
Lineage: Eukaryota; Viridiplantae; Streptophyta; Magnoliopsida; Asparagales; Asparagaceae
Product: cell division cycle 20.5, cofactor of APC complex-like
Exons: 3
Coding region: 244-1497 (417 amino acids)
Biological process (GO): positive regulation of ubiquitin protein ligase activity; positive regulation of anaphase-promoting complex-dependent catabolic process; anaphase-promoting complex-dependent catabolic process
Cellular component (GO): anaphase-promoting complex
Molecular function (GO): ubiquitin ligase activator activity; protein binding; anaphase-promoting complex binding
Source: RefSeq, a predicted model, not a curated record